Molecule: messenger RNA, 1487 nt
Organism: Diachasmimorpha longicaudata
Lineage: Eukaryota; Metazoa; Arthropoda; Insecta; Hymenoptera; Braconidae
Gene: Gmer
Product: GDP-4-keto-6-deoxy-D-mannose 3,5-epimerase/4-reductase
Exons: 7
Coding region: 227-1189 (320 amino acids)
Biological process (GO): nucleotide-sugar biosynthetic process
Molecular function (GO): GDP-L-fucose synthase activity
Source: RefSeq, a predicted model, not a curated record
GCUCAGAGGCCUCAGAGGUCAGCUCUAGCUGCCAGUGUUGGUAUUUUUUUUCUAACCACAACACCUCUUGCACAUCUGUAUUUGUCAAUUCCAUUUGUUCAAGAACAGUUAGUAGAAUCAACAGCAUUUGGCGAAUCCAGUAAUAACGUUAUCAGGCAGUAUCGAUCGUCCAGGAUCUCAGUGUUCGUUACAAAUUAAUUUUUCCAUCGCAUAUGAUAACUGAACUAUGGGAGAAAAAGUUAUUUUGGUAACCGGUGGGACCGGUCUCGUAGGUAGAGCCAUCGAGAAAAUUGUUGAAACUGAUAAAAGAGAUGACGAGAGAUGGAUUUUCGUUGGCUCCAAAGAUGCAAAUUUGUGUAAUAAACAAAGUACUGUUGCUCUAUUCGAUAAAUACAAACCCACACAUGUGAUACAUCUGGCUGCCAUGGUUGGAGGACUCUUCCACAACAUGUCCCACAAUCUAGAUUUUUUGCGCAACAAUCUUUUAAUGAACGACAAUGUCCUCCAAACAGCGCACGAGAGGAACGUUGUAAAAGUAGUGUCCUGUUUAUCAACGUGUAUAUUUCCUGACAAGACGACAUAUCCGAUUGACGAGACUAUGGUGCAUGAUGGACCUCCACAUCCUUCAAACUAUGGCUACAGUCAUGCUAAGAGACUGAUAGAUAUCGCUAAUCGUGCCUACUUCGAGCAGUAUCAGAGGAUGUACACAAGUGUCAUUCCAUGUAACGUAUUCGGACCCCAUGAUAAUUUUAAUAUUCAGUCUGGUCAUGUCAUACCUGGGCUCAUGCACAAGAUGCACGACAUCAUCAAGGAUGGCAACACAGAGGAAAAAGUCUUCACAGUACUGGGUACCGGCAAGCCCCUUCGCCAAUUCAUCUACAGUCUAGACUUAGCGAAGCUAUUCAUCUGGGUCCUCCGUGACUACAACUCCCCUGAGCCAAUUAUCCUAUCAGUGGACGAGACUGAUGAAGUGACGAUAGCACACGCAGCCCAGACGAUAGCAAAGGCCUUCGGUUUUCGAGGUAAAAUAGUCUUCAACACAAGUGCCUCUGAUGGACAGUACAAGAAAACCGCGAGUAAUAAAAAAUUGAGGGCUUUUCUGCCAGACUUUAAAUUCACGCCUUUUGACGAGGCUAUUAUAGAGACUGUCAACUGGUACAUUUCAAACUACCGACAAGCGAGAAACUGAUACGUUAUUACUUAUUUAUGCACGAAAUUUCACAUGAGAAGGAUCAUGAUAUUAAAAGUCAGAUUUCAUAAAUAUUGCCAUGCUCGUGGUGUUAAAUUUAUUUGGCCUUCAUGGUGAUAGUGAUUUCGUCGUAAUUGUUCAAGUGAAGUUGCCACGGUGGCAAUCAUAAAAACAGGAAUUUUUCGGAAUUUGACGAGACAUGGAAAUCACGAUAUUGUUAUUUUUGUCCUUCUCAUUUUUUCGUUAAUGUUUUAUUCAAUAAAAAUUCCAGCCAAAAUAGAUAAAUAGUAAAAGGCUA